AUGCACAUCGAGCGAUUCAAAAUCAGAGAGGUAGCUUCGCUAGUGGAUGGCAUCGAUGAGGGCUCUUUGGAAUUUUUAGUCAAUGCUCUUACCGAGCUGAUUUUGAAUGAGGACAUGGCGAAGAAGUUGAAGGGAGGCAUCCAUCUGCCGAUAAUCUUCGAUUUCGAACAAACAUCGUCCGAAGUGGUUUUCGAAAAAGAUCGCUUGCGCAUCUCGGCCGAUUACUGUUACGGUGACAUCUGUCGGACGGCUACGGUAGCCGAGAGUAAAGACACUAAUAUUGACUACUAUGACGUCAUACAAGGGUAA
Cylicocyclus nassatus is the source of this 309-nucleotide messenger RNA. The record is from the annotation of a GenBank genome assembly. Lineage: Eukaryota; Metazoa; Nematoda; Chromadorea; Rhabditida; Strongylidae.